AUGUGUGUUGUUUCUGAUAGGAAUCCAAGCAUCAUAAAAGCUGUUAGCGAUGUGUACAACGAUGUUUCACAUUAUGCAUGUUGUACCAGCCACAAAAUAUAUAUACCAUGUGCACAUGCUUGUGCGGUGUUGGAGAAGAAGAAUUUUGAGAAGGGGCCAUACUGCUGUGAUUUGUUUAAACCAAAAACUGUUUUGAAGACAUAUGAUGUUCCCAUCUACCCGUUGCCACACAAAGAUGACUGGCUAAUUUCAGAGAGCGUACUUGAUGAAAUAGUACUGCCUCCAAAUUUCAAAAGACCUUCAGGAAGACCUGCAGAGAAGGAUCGUGGAAAAUCAGGCCGGAAUAUGUUUGGAAAGAAGAACAUCAACUCAUGCGGUGCUUGUGUGGCUAAGGGUCACAAUAGGCGUUCUUGUAGGAAAUAUCAAAAAUGA
This is a messenger RNA of Capsicum annuum, 432 nucleotides long. RefSeq lists its product as uncharacterized. Bases 1 to 432 code for a protein of 143 amino acids. Lineage: Eukaryota; Viridiplantae; Streptophyta; Magnoliopsida; Solanales; Solanaceae. The transcript has 3 exons. The record is from RefSeq and is a predicted model, not a curated record.